This is a messenger RNA of Aspergillus calidoustus, 534 nucleotides long. The record is from the annotation of a GenBank genome assembly. Lineage: Eukaryota; Fungi; Ascomycota; Eurotiomycetes; Eurotiales; Aspergillaceae.
AUGAAGGCCUACUGGUACGACAACAAGAAGGGCGACCAGCGUGAAGCCCACGAUUCCGGCCGCCCCGUCUCGGAGGACUAUCUCGCUUCUCUAGGCGUCAUCUACCACCACCUCCCAGACCUCGCAGACGUCGAUGCCCUCGCCGAAAAGCGCGGCUACAAGAACCGCGAUGAGAUCGUCGUUGCGCCCGCCACUAUGGGCGAGGCCUACGAGUCCAAAGUGAAGAUGUUCUUCGCUGAACAUCUUCAUGAGGACGAGGAGAUUCGAUACAUCCGUGACGGAGAGGGGUACUUUGAUGUCCGCGGCAAGGAUGAUGAGUGGGUGCGCAUUAAGCUGGCCAAGGAUGAUUUGAUUAUCCUCCCUGCCGGUAUCUAUCACCGGUUUACGACUGAUGAGAAGAACUAUGUCAAGGCUAUGCGCCUGUUCCAGGAAGAGCCCAAGUGGACGCCUUUGAACCGCGGGCCGGAGGUUGAUACCAACCAGCACCGGAAGACGUACCUUGAUGCUUUCUCUGCUACUGUUGCGGCGAACUAG